Molecule: messenger RNA, 2737 nt
Organism: Neltuma alba
Lineage: Eukaryota; Viridiplantae; Streptophyta; Magnoliopsida; Fabales; Fabaceae
Product: vacuolar protein sorting-associated protein 35B
Exons: 22
Coding region: 118-2487 (789 amino acids)
Biological process (GO): retrograde transport, endosome to Golgi; intracellular protein transport
Cellular component (GO): retromer complex; retromer, cargo-selective complex; late endosome
Source: RefSeq, a predicted model, not a curated record
GGUACGUAAGACUCACUGAACUCGACAUUGCCUUGGUAGUUCCGACUUCAGCUGAUCUGCUUGCAUCCGGGUGAUCAAAAUCAAGCCCUCUCCUAUAAAAACAUAAAUAUCACAAAAAUGAUAGUAGACGGAAUAGAAGACGAAGAGAAAUGGCUCGCCGAGGGGAUAGCAGGCAUUCAACAGAAUGCCUUUUACAUCCAUCGCGCCCUGGAUGCCAACAAUCUCAGGGAAGCCCUAAAAUUCUCGGCUCACAUGCUAUCGGAGCUUCGAACUUCCAAACUUUCUCCUCACAAAUAUUAUGAACUAUAUAUGAGAGCCUUCGACGAGCUCAGGAGACUGGAGAUUUUUUUUAAAGAUGAAAGCAGACACGGCGUUUCAGUUGUUGAUUUAUAUGAGCUUGUCCAACAUGCUGGAAAUAUACUGCCUAGACUGUAUCUACUAUGCACGGUGGGAUCUGUUUACAUCAGAUCUAAGGAUGCUCCUGUCAGGGAAGUUCUUAAAGAUCUAGUGGAAAUGUGUCUCGGUGUUCAACAUCCAAUUCGUGGUCUGUUUUUGAGGAGUUACCUUUCUCAAGUCAGUAGAGAUAAGUUACCGGACAUUGGUUCCGGUGAUGAAGGGGAUGCUGACAGUGUGAUGGAUUCUGUCGAAUUUGUUCUGCAGAACUUCACAGAAAUGAAUAAGCUUUGGGUUCGCUUGCAGUAUCAGGGGCCCAGUCAGAUAAGGGAGAAGAGGGAAAAAGAAAGGAACGAACUUCGUGAUCUUGUUGGAAAGAAUCUCCAUGUACUGAGUCAAAUAGAGGGCGUGGACCUUGACAUGUACAAAGAUACUGUUCUUCCAAGGGUCUUAGAGCAGGUUGUCAACUGCAAAGAUGAGCUUGCCCAGUUUUAUCUGAUGGAAUGCAUAAUUCAGGUUUUUCCUGAUGAAUACCAUUUGCAGACUCUUGAGACACUUUUGGGUGCUUGUCCCCAACUACAGCCGACAGUAGACAUCAAGGCAAUAUUAUCUCAGUUAAUGGAGAGAUUGUCAAAUUAUGCUGCCUCAAGUACUGAUGUUUUGCCAGAAUUUCUGCAAGUGGAAGCAUUUGCCAAAUUAAGUGGUGCAAUAGGCAGGGUUAUUGAAGCACAGGCCGACAUGCCUAUUGUGGGAGCCAUUGCAUUGCAAGUCUCUCUUCUUACAUUUACUCUCUAUGUUCAUCCUGAUCGGCUUGAUUAUGUGGAUCAAGUACUGGGAGCCUGUGUCAAGAAACUUUCUGGAAUGCCAAAACUUGAUGACAACAGAGCAACAAAACAAGUUGUUGCACUUUUAAGUGCUCCAUUGGAUAAAUACAAUGAUAUUGUGACCGCCUUAACACUAUCUAAUUAUCCCCGUGUUAUGGAUCAUCUUGAUAAUGAAACAAAUAAAGUUAUGGCCAUGGUUAUUAUCCAAAGCAUAAUGAAAAAUAACACUUGCAUCUCCACUGCUGAUAAGGUUGAGGUGUUGUUUGAGUUAAUAAAAGGGCUUAUCAAGGAUUUGGACGGAACAGCCUUGGAUGAGUAUGAUGAAGAAGAUUUCAAUGAAGAACAAAAUUCUGUUGCCCGCCUCAUACACAUGUUUCAUAAUGAUGAUCCUGAAGAAAUGGUAAAGAUUAUAUGUACUGUGAAGAAACAUAUUAUGAAUGGAGGACCAAGGCGCUUACCCUUCACAGUUCCUUCCCUUGUAUUUUCCGCACUUAGGUUAGUUAGGCAACUACAAGGGCAGGAUGGAGAUGUUGUGGGAGAAGAUAUUCCUACAACACCCAAAAAAAUAUUUCAACUCUUAAAUGAGACCAUUGAAGCUCUUUCUUCUGUUCCAUCUCCGGAGCUGGCGCUUAGGCUGUAUCUCCAAUGUGCUGAGGCUGCUAAUGAUUGUGACCUUGAGCCUGUUGCUUAUGAAUUUUUCACUCAGGCAUUUGUAUUAUAUGAGGAAGAAAUUGCGGACUCCAAAGCUCAGGUAACCGCAAUUCAUCUAAUUAUUGGGAUGCUUCAGAGGAUGAACGUCUUUGGUGUUGAGAAUAGGGAUACUUUGACACACAAGGCUACCGGGUAUUCUGCAAAGCUCUUGAAGAAGCCUGAUCAGUGCCGGGCAGUCUAUGCAUGCUCACAUCUUUUUUGGGUUGAUGAUCAAGAUGGUCUUAAAGAUGGUGAACGGGUAUUGCUUUGCCUUAAGCGUGCCUUGAGGAUUGCAAAUGCUGCUCAGCAAAUGGCCAAUGUGACCAGGGGUAGCAGUGGUCCAGUAACUCUGUUUGUUGAAAUACUGAACAAGUACUUGUACUAUUUUGAGAAAGAAAAUCCACAGAUUACAAGUUCUGCAAUUCAGGGGCUGAUAGAAUUAAUCGCCACUGAGAUUCAGAAUCCAGCUUCGGAUGUUUUCUUUGUCAGCACAUUGCGGUACAUACAAUUCCAGAAACAGAAGGGUGGACUACUGGCCGAGAAAUAUGAUUCUAUCAAGAUUCGAUUCCCGUUUGUGUAACAGCGAUGGAAUUUCUCUACUAAACCCUAAAUAUCAUCGUUGAGUCUGUCAGUUUCUUUUUCUUUUCCCAAUUCCAUGCAUCGUAUUCUUUGCGGUUUUUAGGGAAUGUGAUCUGAGGAACAAUCUUGAUAGUUUAAUGUUCAUAAAUUCAUAUGUGCAAUGGUUUUUGCUGGAUGCAAUUUGUAGGACAAGGAUAAAGAGUUUAGUAUCUUCGAAUUUGUGUUGUCCGCUGAUUGAUCAUUUCUUUUUG